AGCCUCAGCCCCUCUAUCUUCCUUAAAUAUUCUCCUCCACCACCAAAAGUCUCUCUAUUCUCACCACUGCAGAGGUGACUAGCUCUCCCUGCUAUUAGAAGCACCAAUGGGCGAAGAAGAGAAACACAAUGUGGAACAAGAAAAGCCCUGCGGUUACAACAUAAAUGACAACGCCGACUUGCUCGCCGAGAUCCUCGCCCGCCUCGACGGCCGUUCUCUUUGCGCCGCCGCUUGCGUCUGCCGUCUCUGGGGUGCGGUCUCCCGCAAGGACGCCGUAUGGGAAGCUCUCUGUAACCGCCACGUCUCCUCUUCCGCCACGGAUUCCUCCUUCCCCGGCACCCGCACCGUCGUCGCUGCUCUCGGCGGCUACCGGCGGCUCUACCGUCGGUGCGUGGGCCCCAUCUUCGACCGUCUCGCCUCCUCUGGAGAUCAUGGGCCUCAGUCGUCGGCAGUUGCUGCGGCGGCCGCUGCUCGGCUCUCUCUAUCGCUAUUCUCGAUAGAUUGCUAUGAACGGCUUAGCGUCGGCGGCCGGCAGCGGCCGUCUUCUUUGCUUUUCCUUGGAAGUGCCGUUGAUGUCACGUGAUGUUUAUGGUUAAGGAUAAGUUGGGUGCUUCGCGGAGUACCGCACAAAUCUUGAUGUUUUAUGCUUUUAUUAUUAUUAUUAUUAAAUCAUUAAAAAUGAAGAAGUUUGUUUUUA
Molecule: messenger RNA, 697 nt
Organism: Dendrobium catenatum
Lineage: Eukaryota; Viridiplantae; Streptophyta; Magnoliopsida; Asparagales; Orchidaceae
Product: F-box protein SNE-like
Exons: 1
Coding region: 107-583 (158 amino acids)
Biological process (GO): regulation of gibberellic acid mediated signaling pathway; gibberellic acid mediated signaling pathway
Cellular component (GO): SCF ubiquitin ligase complex
Molecular function (GO): protein binding
Source: RefSeq, a predicted model, not a curated record